Oncorhynchus nerka (sockeye salmon) is the source of this 2550-nucleotide messenger RNA. Its product is annotated as sterile alpha motif domain-containing protein 13-like. Lineage: Eukaryota; Metazoa; Chordata; Actinopteri; Salmoniformes; Salmonidae. Gene Ontology annotation, cellular component: nucleus. Gene Ontology annotation, molecular function: chromatin binding; histone binding. Gene Ontology annotation, biological process: negative regulation of DNA-templated transcription. The record is from RefSeq and is a predicted model, not a curated record. The transcript has 5 exons. Bases 1128 to 1451 code for a protein of 107 amino acids.
AUUAGUCACCAUUUUGGAUAGCACAUUUUUCCUCUGUGUGGUUUGUUUAGGCAGUUCUAACUUUCCCAAAAGUUGUUUGAAUUAAUGGAUUCCUCAAUUUCAUUGGUUGAUGUCUGAUGUGUUGUUCUUUUUUUGUUCUGGAGUCUAUUCUUUCAGGGUUGCCCAAUACUGAAGGCGCAGAUUCUGGUUCUCUGUUUUUGGCUGGAUAGUCCUACGUUUUUCUGUUAUAGAUUUGCAAAUCAUAAUUAAACUAUUAUUUAUUUUUGGGAUUGUUUUUGUGUCUUUUUAAAAAUUGGAUGAGGAUGCCAAUUUGUCACAAUGUUGUUAAUGUUUUGUACACCCAAAUUUACAUCUUCCUUAUUGUGAUGAAAUGUGGGGGCCAUAAAGUUGUCUAGGAAGGGUUUCAUUUUGGAUUUCUUGCUUUCUGGUAGUUUUCCAUGCUAUUCUUAGGCCAUUUGCAGUGCAUUCGGAAAGUAUUCAGACCUCUUGACUUUUUCCACAGUUACGUUACAGCCUUAUUCUAAAAUGGAUAGGUUUUUUUCUCUCUCAAUCUACACACAAUACCCCAUUAUGACGAAGCAAAUACAGGUUUUUAGAAAUGUUUAAAAUGUAUUUAAAAAAAAUGAAAUAUCACAUUUACAUAAGACCCAAAGGUGAUGACUAAAUUGGGAGUUUUCUAAUCUGACUUCUCUAUGUGACCAUGUAUGGAAAUUGUCUUUCUGGGCCGAGCAUCAGUUAAACUGCAGUACAGAAGCAAAACUGUAGGAUCAGUACAAAACCGUGCUUCUAAACCGGAACCCUGUCCCAUUCGCUACGAACUGGCCAGUCAGGUUUGAGAAUGGUGUGUGCGCCUGUUCACGAGCUUCUUGUCUUAGUGUCGACUCGCAGGUCCUUUCAACAUAUCCGAAAAAUUGAAUGAGCAAUUCAGGUGGUUUAUAGAUCAAUUACACAGCGACAAGCACACGAUCGUGAAUAAACCGGAUAUUUAUUUACGCCCUAAGAACUAUAAAAGGAAACCAACUAGCUCACGAAUUAGCAAUAAAAAGUUUAAGGUUUCAGAAACAACUGACCAAAUCCAGGUAACCUCUUGACACGUCCUAUUACAACGAACACACGUUUCAACUGGAAUGGAGAACAAAACAAAUGGAUCAGUGGAAGCUAAACUUGUGGCGGAGAAUGGCCAGCUGCCGGACCCUGCAGACUGGGCAUUCACUGACGUCGUCAGUUAUUUCAAAGCUGCAGGAUUUGAUGAGCAGGCUACUGCUUUCCAGGACCAGGAAAUCGAUGGCAAGUCUCUGCUCCUGAUGACACGGAAUGAUGUCCUGACUGGUCUUUCUAUCAAACUGGGGCCAGCACUGAAGAUCUACGAGUACCACGUGAAACCACUUCAAACUCAGCACCUGAAGAGUAAUGCUAAUGCACCACUGCAUGCUCAACGCGUGACAAGAUAAUCACGAGGCAGGACGGACAGACCAGUCCGAAGAGAUUUAUAGACCCAAGAGGACAGUGGAAGACUGGGCUUAGAAAACUCUUGCGUGGUUGCAUCUUGCAUCCUUCUGAAAAUAUUAUUUUACCUAAACUUAACAGAUGCCAAAUGAUUUGAGCCGUUACGUUUGUUGGUUAUUAACUGAGUGGUAUCAGUUUAUGAAACCAAACAAGGACUUUAAUUAUUUGAGGUCUUGGACAUAAGAUCAUUUUACAGGUCUUAAAAAUUACAGGUUUAUUUUUUCUUCCCCGAAGAGUUAGUCUCAAAGCAAAUCAAGCAGAUUCAACUGAAUGGGUUAUUUAAUAGUGGACGAUCCUUUUCAGAUGGAUGCAAACGGUGCACUAGAUGUCUGACUGUGAUGGCUCUCUUCUACCAUUGAUCAGUAUAUAUAUAUAUCAAACUAUGGAAUAGUUUGAUGCCGGCUAAGACUGGAUGGUAAUUAGUUUGAACCAUACUUACUGAUCCUCCAUUACAGCCAUUUUUCUUUUUCUAAUAAGCCACUAUUUAACUUAAUCAAAAGAUGCAUCUAUGAACAUUAUGCAUGUCAAUUGUAAAUUUAAGCACAGGGAUAUAGGUUGCUGAAUGUGUUCUUUGAUUUCCUUAUUCUUAAAUAUAUGGCAUUUUAUUUCGUGUUUGAUGUGGAUGCUUUUAUCACGCAUAAGUGACAUGCUGCUGCCUUUUGUAUUGUAAAGUUGCCCUGUUCACAUUUUGCUGUUAGAAACUACUUGCAUCUUAAGUAAAGAUUUGAGAUGUAACACUGUCAGUCUUACCCAAGAACAAUUAGCAAAAACACGGUCAUGUAGAGAAAGAAUGUUAAUUUCUAAAUACAAAAAGUCAAGAACAAUGAAUAAAAUAGAAUAGAAAAGGCACAAUCAUUUACUUGAAAACCACACAGUGCCAUGAAAAAUAAACCCUUCUCAUCGUAUCCUCGGUUGGCUGAGAAUAGAUGGCAAGUCUUCCUGACAUGUUCUACACUUCAUAAGAUUAUGUGGCAGUGGUUUGCCAUUGGCAAUGAGGAGCAGUGUUGAGGUCAACUUUUUCCCUGUAGCAUCAAAACGAAGGCC